GACUUUCACUUUGCAGAAAUCUGCGAAAUUUGCAGAAACCUGCAAUGAAACUUCCUCUUUCUCCACUUUCCCCUAAACCCUAACUACUUCUACAACAUCUGUAACGAAAACCUGGCCUCUAAGAAACUCUUACAACUUUACCCAACCAACCCAACAAGGAAACCAUGGAGGAAAUGAAGGAAAAGACCGAAAGAAUGCUUAGAGCUGUGCUAAUAAGCGCUCCAAGAGGGAUCCCCAUCUAUAAACUUGACAAAGAAUAUAAAAGUAUAACUUUUGAGCCUAUUCCAUUCAAGAAAUGCGGAUACCCUAGUCUAGAGGCUUUUAUCCGAGCUUCGCCGAAAGUUGCCACGAUUCAAACGGACAGAGAUGGAGAAAUAAUCGUGAAAGGUGUCGCAAGCGAGGCGGAUCAACAUGUAGCAAAGCUAAUCGCAAAGCAAAAGAAACCAAAAUUGAAGAAAUCCGCCUUUAAGAAACCGUUUAGAAGGCCUAGCACGAAUACCUAUCCCAAACCUAUGUAUACUCCGAGUAAAUUUGGACCAAAACGUGCAAUUCCGAGAUCUGUGACCGUCUCCGCUGUUGGAGCCUUGGACUUUUCCCAACAAGCCAAAAGGCGAGUCACAUUUACGGCACAAGGAAACGCACAAAAACCGAAAUUUGUUCCCCCGAGAAUGCAAAAGCUUGGUGGUGGUAGGAGCAGUGGUAUAUCUAUUCCUCAAGGCACACAGAUCACUGCUACUUUGACAAACGGGGGGACAACUAGAAGAACAGUUUCUCUUGUCGGGGAGACUUCAUCGAAUGAUUCUACUGUACUGGAAAAAGUCCAACAGCUACUUGCUUCAAAGCCCAAUGGCAUUUUUGAAAAGCGACUCCCAAAGGAAUACCAAUUAAAAUACAAUGAAGAGCUGCCAUCGCAUGUAGUCGCACAACUCAAGAACAUGUCAGACAUUGCAAGACUUGAGGAGCCUAUUAUAGGAAAUUUCAUAUUCUAUCCUUGUAAAGCCAAACCAAAAGAAGAAGAAAAACCUCCCCCCAAAGGAGGAUCGGUCAAGACUGUUGAGCUCUUUUAUUUGACAUCCAGAAUGCCAGACAUUGGGACGACGGUCGAGGUGUAUGUGAGUCAUAUAAACAACCUGGACGACUUUUAUGUACAGCUCAAAAGUUUUGAAGAUAAGCUGGCAGAGCUGCAGGAUCUGUUGAUGAAAGACUGCGAGGUAUCAAGCACAAUACUUCAACCAGCCAAAGACAUUUUCUGUGUGGCGCGGUUCACAGAGGAUGAUGCCUGGUACAGAGCACAAAUCCAGGAGUGCAUUACCAACAGGGAUACCACAACUGUCAAGGUGCUGUAUGUUGACUAUGGUAACACGGAGUACCUGCCGUCCACCAGGUUACGGCACCUUUUGGAGAAACACGCCGCCUUGCCUAAGAUGGCUAUUCACUGUACACUGGAUGGUGUUGAAAGCUUCAAGGCCAGCAAGGCAGUUCAGGAAAAGUGUUUAGAGCUGUUUCGACAAAAUACUGCUGAUGUGCCUAUGAAGAUAAAGGUGCAGCAGAGAUGUGGGGAUCUUUUGCAUAUCACUUUUGACUCCCUUGAAGAUGCUUUGUGCAACAUGCUACCAAGGACAAAAAUAAGUCCCCCUCCAGUAGAGACUGCCAGCACUGCCGUAGCCACACCUUCAGAGCCUCCCUUAACAGCAGGGCCAAGCCUUCCAGGCAAGAAAGUACCACUGCCAUCUGGUAAUGGUUUCAAGAGUGCUUUAUCUGUACUUCCUGGAAAUGGGCAGCCUCAUAGUCCCAGUGGAGCAGAAGAACAACCUUCUGAUAGUACUCCAGCAGAGCCUAAGAGGUCCACACCCAGGCCUUUCCUGAGGUCUCGCUCGAACCUGAAAGAACAGGGUGCCCCCAAGCUGCCAGAAAAAGUGAUGGUGCCUAAAGACCAAGUUGAUGACUUCAUUGACAUCUACGUCAGCAACAUCCAGAGCACGGAAAACAUUAGUGUUCAACUUGUAGGCGAAGAGUUUUCAAGUAAACUUGAAGCUAUGGAAUUCAGUAUGGAAAGCUACUUUGAAGACCGCUCUGAUGAACCCUACCAACCAAAGACUGGCGAUCUGUGUGCCAUCCGUACCAACCUGAUUCAUGAGAAAGAACAGUGGUACAGAGUAAAAGUUCUAAGUAUUAAUGACACAAAAGCCAAGCUAGAAUUUGUAGACUAUGGAGACAUCAGACAUGCCCCUGUACAAGACCUCAAGGGCCUGCCGCCACGCUUUUAUGAACUACCUCUACAGGCUAUCACGGUCAGCCUUUAUGCCGUCCCUCGCAGCAAGAAACCAGAGGUGCUAGAGAAGCUCAACCACAUGUUGUUGGCAAAGCAGUUUGUGGCACUUACCUUUGACAGAACAGGGGAGACCACACCUGUAGAGCUAUUUAACACGGCAGACGGGUUAGACCUGAACUUGAAUGAUAUUGUCAGAAGACUCAUCCUCCCGGACGAGGAUCUUAAACCAUCCUUGCCAAAGGUUAACCAGCAAACAGAAGUGGCCAUCGUCUAUGCCUCAGAGUCAGGCAGUUUGUUCGUCCAAGUCCCUGGCCCUGGCCUGAAUCGCCUAGAGGAACUAAUGACAGACAUCACUGACCAUUACUCCAAGGUAUUACCCACUGACCAUUACUCCAAGACUACAAAAGCAGCAGAGUUCAUCGCUAAACCCCAUGUUGGAAAGAUCUGCUGUGCACGAUCAUCUGAUGGCUCCUGGUAUAGAGCGUUAGUCAAUCAACUCUUUCAGUCUGAGAGAAAGGUUAAAGUGCGUUAUGUGGAUUACGGUCAUGAAGAGGUCAUACCUUCAGCCUCACUAAGAGAGCCAACUAAAGCCAAUGAGCAUGUCUCCACACUACCCUUCCAGGCAGCAGAGGUCCGUCUUGCAGGACUUAAGGGAUCCUUAUCGACUGAGCAGAGAGACAGGCUAAUGGAGCUUGUCGCAAGCAACGAGUGUGCCCUCUUGCAGAUGGUGAAGUGCAAGGACGUCCCACUUGUCAAUAUCUUCCUGCCGACAGACGAAGAGGGUAACAUGGAAGAUGUGUUGGACCUGAUAUUUGACCAGGAAGAGCCAUCAACAGCACAGGACGAUAUAACUACGGAUAACAGCUCCAUCCAGGACUCUGAGGGUGCCACUGACAGGGACUCAUCCCAAGAUGACGAGCUUGAUGAUGAGCCCUUUCCCCCUGUCACCCUAUCACGCCCUUACGAAGACAUCACCGUGGCGGUUAUCACAGACCCCAGCAACUUCACGUUUCAGCCAUUGAAGUUGCUCAAAGACUUUGAAGAGGUGAUGGGAAAGAUGGCUUCUCAUUAUAACUCUUCCAAAGAGUCCCUUAUCAGCCCAAGGCAGGGCGACCUGUGCGCAGCCAAAAACAGCGACGGGAUGUACUACCGAGCGAUGAUCAAAGCUGUCCUUUCGCCGAACCAGUACUGCGUUCGUUUUCUGGAUUAUGGAGACUUUGCCAUCCUUCAGUCCAGCGCCCUUCAAAUCCUCAGGGAUGAGUACAAGCAGGUUCCGUGCCUGGCCCUACCGGGAUCUCUAGCAGAUGUCCACGGUGUAGGCGAGUCUGGCGAGUGGACGGAAGAGGCCAUCGCCCGAUUUCAGGAGCUCACGAAUUUCAAGACAGUAGUUUGUAGUGUGGAGGCUGAAAAGUACACCGUGUCGUUUGGCGAGGAAUACAAGAUCCCCUUGUCCAUUUUCGAUACGAAGGAUCGGAAGGAUUUGAACAUUGCGGAUUUACUCGUAGAGGAAGGGCUUGCACGGAGAACAGAAAACUAAACAAUUCAAGGUGCCUCUGUCUCUUCUACUCUUGUCUACGAGUGAUUUACUCGUAGAGGAGGGGCUUGCACGGAGAACAGAAAACUGAACAAUCCAAGGUGCCUCUGUCUCUUCUACUUCAUGAGCGAGUGAUUUACUCGUAGAGUAGGGGCUUGCACGGAGAACAGAAAACUGAACAAUUCAAGGUGCCUCUGUCUCUUCUACUCUUGUCUACUUCAUGAGCGAGGGGAAGGAUGUGAAUUAUGGCGGACGUGCAUUUGACGGAUAGGCAUGCUCACCGGACAGAGAGCUGAACUCUAGAAGGCCCAUCUGUAACUGUACGAGCGAGAGGGGUGGGGUGGGAUGAAAAUCGGAGAACAGACGACCCAGCAGUAGAACUUUUGCUGACUCUUAUGCCAGAGCCUUGAUAUAAGGCCAUGAAGUCGAACCUACUUUGGAGUUAUUACCCGUAUUUCGGGAACCAGGAGCACUAUCAUAAAAAUACCUUUUCAAGACACUUAAAUUGAAGUUUAUAGCACUUAAUUAUGACUCUAAUUAUUUCCCACUUGUCAAAUCGGCGAGGGGGGACUCGGCAUGACCGGAACCUAGCUAAGGUAUAUACUUCCGCUUGGCACCAGUCCCUCUAGUUGCCCUAGUCUAAUCAGCAAUAAAGGCUCUCGUGAUAGCGAAGGCUAGCUAUUAUAGAUAGACUUUCGCUCGCUAUCAUUCAUUUUUGCCGCUCUUGUCAAGUAGGCGAAGGGGAGAUGCAGAAUGGCCGGAAGCUAGUUUGUUACCAUUUCUUUCGGACGCUCUUGUCAGCGAGUAGGGACUAGGGAUAACCGUAAGCUAGUUAUGAUAGAUUGACUUCCGCUUCGUACCAAUCUCUUUGCUGCCAAAAAUGCAUCAUAUUUUGUGUUUUGGAAUCCUAUAGUGAAUUUCGCUUGCUGACAUCUCCUAUGUAUGCGAGGUAAUAUAAUGUUUGUAUAAUUAACUUUGUAUCUUCAUAAUUAUAUUGAUAUCUACAAAGACUCGAAGAAAAGUGGUUGUUUAAAUGUAAAUAUAGGCCGAGAUCACAGGCUAGAGAUAUAUAUCGGACAAUAAAUGUCAUUUAUAGACAUUAAGCUUCAUUAAAGCACAUUUGAGAAAA
This is a messenger RNA of Nematostella vectensis (starlet sea anemone), 4935 nucleotides long. Its product is annotated as tudor domain-containing protein 7. The record is from RefSeq and is a predicted model, not a curated record. The transcript has 26 exons. NCBI's taxonomy places the organism in Eukaryota, Metazoa, Cnidaria, Anthozoa, Actiniaria, Edwardsiidae. Bases 165 to 3809 code for a protein of 1214 amino acids.